Hevea brasiliensis (rubber tree) is the source of this 1858-nucleotide messenger RNA. RefSeq names its product transcription factor MYB61. Bases 261 to 1643 code for a protein of 460 amino acids. NCBI's taxonomy places the organism in Eukaryota, Viridiplantae, Streptophyta, Magnoliopsida, Malpighiales, Euphorbiaceae. Gene Ontology annotation, biological process: regulation of stomatal movement. The transcript is spliced from 3 exons. The record is from RefSeq and is a predicted model, not a curated record.
ACGGCGACUUUUCUUUCUUGAAGGCUACCUUAUAUUAAUUCAACUCCUUUUCCUAGCCGCUACUUCAUUUUCUUGGCCUCCUUUUCAACUCUGGGUUCUUCUAUGUGCGCUUACAUCUUUUCUACCAAAGCAUCUGCCUACAAAUCCGUUUCAGAGCCACCUAUGCUAAUUGCUGACACUUCACCUAGGAUUCAACAAACUUUGCUGUUUUAGGAAAGGUAUCUCAUCUUCCCCGUCAUUGCUGGUGUGUCUUUCUCCCAAUGGGGAGGCACUCUUGCUGCUACAAGCAGAAGUUAAGGAAAGGCCUGUGGUCACCUGAGGAAGAUGAGAAACUUCUCAGGCAUAUUACUAAGUAUGGCCACGGUUGUUGGAGCUCUGUUCCCAAGCAAGCUGGUUUGCAAAGGUGUGGAAAGAGCUGCAGAUUGAGGUGGAUUAAUUACUUGAGGCCUGAUUUGAAGAGAGGCACAUUCUCCCAACAGGAAGAGAACCUCAUAAUUGAACUUCAUGCAGUUCUGGGCAACAGGUGGUCUCAGAUUGCAGCACAGUUGCCGGGAAGGACCGACAAUGAAAUAAAAAAUCUCUGGAACUCUUGCUUAAAGAAGAAACUUAGGCAGAGGGGCAUUGACCCUGUUACCCACAAACCACUUUCCGAGGUUGAAAACAAUGGACAAGACAGGAAUCCAACUGCCAACAAGGGCCAAGAAAAGGGCUCUGGAGUAUCCAGUGAAUUGAACCUCCUCGAAGCCAGUAAUUCUAAGCCAGGGCCAAAUUUACAAGAAAAGAAACAAUCUCCUGUUUCUGCGCAAGCCUACCAAUUGGAGGGGGAAGGUUCUUCCAACUCCAAAAAUAUGAGCAGCAACCCCAACAACCAUGGUAAAAACAGUAAUUUGAUGACACCCAUAAGCAACAAGGACUUUUUCUUGGAAAGGUUCGCAACCUCCCGCCAUGAAGGAUCCACAAGCAACUGCCAACCUUCGGAUUUGGUGGGGCAUUUCCCUCUUCAGCAAUUGAAUUAUGCGUCUAAUGCCAGGCUCACAACCAACUCAAUCCCCUCCCCCUGGUUUACACAAACCAGCAAAUCUUUGGAUGUUAACUCCGAAUUCUCUUCCAGUUCAAUACCCACCAUCCUUCCACCUACAACAAGUUCAUUUCUUUCUACAUCGAUGGCUUUCAAGCCCUCCGUUAGUGUUCCCUCCGACGACCCUUCAUUGGCGUCUUUCCCAAUCAGCAGUUCACGGUUUUGGGAAGCCGGUGCCCCGAGCAACAAUAGUAACAGCAGCACUGGAAGCAGCGGCAACGCCGAACUGCAAAGCAACAGCUCUUUCUUUGAGAGCACCAUCUUUUCUUGGGGAUUGGGGGACUGUAGCUCAACGGAGAAAGAUGGUCAAAGCCAGCUGAUAGGAAGCCAACAAGUGGACGUGAAAUGGCCAGAAUAUCUUCAUAAUCCAUUGAUAAUGGCUGCAGCUUUACAAAAUCAAAGUCCACAAUCUUUAUACAAUGAGAUAAAAUCAGAAACGCAUCUCCUAUCCCAAAAUUCAAGGUCUGUGUGGCCUCAAAACCAGCAGCAACAAGAACCUUUCCAAAAUUCUGAUAUAUGCCCUAAAGAUAUCCAAAGACUUACAGCAGCCUAUGGACAUAUUUAGCUUUGAUUGGCAUGUGAGUGAAGCCACCGGUGUUAGAGGAGGAAACUGAAGAGGCUCGGUACGGAUGCUUGCUAGAGCUCGCUCUUUAUUUUACAGGUGUGUGCCCCAGAUUUUUCUCUUGUAAAUAGGUCUGAUACAAAAACAUUUAUUACCCUCUGGUUUUGAAAUAUUUGUGAGCCAAAAACAAUCUUUUCUUAUUAAUUAGCUUUCUUUUA